AUGACGAAUCAAACACUAAAACGUCUGAAGCAUAGGUCUAACUCAUGUAGUGGAUCCAGAUAUUAUUUGUGCAUAUUUACACGCGGUUGUUUGGCAAAUCUCUUCUUCCUAUCCUUCACUAGGGAAAGCAAGACAGAUCGAAAGUUACGCACUAGGAUUUCCAAAAUGACUGUGUCCGUGUCUGUCCGUGGUUCGAACCCGACCUCUGCCUCUCAAAUCCCUCUGUCUAGGUUUGGACAACCUGGCAGUAUUUCAGCCCUCGUGUUUCCUUUGAGUGACAUGGUAGCUAGAUACCGAAGGAUUUCGAAGGUUCGGUCUUCUCAAUCACACGUGAUCGUUGUCUUUCAACCACUGUUGGCGAAUAGUCCAGGUUUUGAGUUGCAGUUCCCACUCCUGACACGCUUACUUCUGAUGUUGUCAGAUGUUUCAUCCAAACGGUUCCAAUCUUUGCGAUACCAGAAUUUAUCCACUUUGAUAGGGGAUCGUCAUUCUGUCUGCGGAGUGAUUACCAAUCCGUGGUCCGUGGUUCGAAUCCGACCUCUCCUGUCUACGCUUGGGAAACAUGGAAGUAUCCCAGCCCUCGUGCUUUCUUCGGGUGGCAUAACAGCUAGGCACCGGAGGGGUGUUAUAGCUGAACGGUCAAAUAUUGAAUUGGCGAGACUCCCUGGAGAACUGUCACUGAAGAUUACAUAUCGGGAAAUUGUUCUACUCAGUCUUCACUCAGAUCAUUUUCCACGCGCGCAGUGUUACCUUACUAUGCGCCUAGCUAAAUACCCAAGAACCUGUCUUCCAGAGUGGAUAGGAAAGGCCGCCAGAGUAUGGCCCGCUUGUGGAGGUCAAGCUUGUGAUGUGAAACCCAGAGUGUGCUCAUUUAACGCAUAUCGAUGGCGAAUAACACACUGUUUGGCUUCGCCGUUUAUCUGCCAGAAAUGUAAAAGCAUCAUCUAA
This is a messenger RNA of Opisthorchis viverrini, 948 nucleotides long. RefSeq lists its product as hypothetical. The transcript has 4 exons. Lineage: Eukaryota; Metazoa; Platyhelminthes; Trematoda; Opisthorchiida; Opisthorchiidae. Bases 1 to 948 code for a protein of 315 amino acids. The record is from RefSeq and is a predicted model, not a curated record.